Messenger RNA from Hemiscyllium ocellatum (epaulette shark), 1398 nucleotides. RefSeq names its product zinc finger protein 239-like. Bases 479 to 1264 code for a protein of 261 amino acids. Gene Ontology annotation, biological process: regulation of transcription by RNA polymerase II. Lineage: Eukaryota; Metazoa; Chordata; Chondrichthyes; Orectolobiformes; Hemiscylliidae. The transcript is spliced from 3 exons. Gene Ontology annotation, molecular function: RNA polymerase II cis-regulatory region sequence-specific DNA binding; DNA-binding transcription factor activity. The record is from RefSeq and is a predicted model, not a curated record.
GAGGUAACGGGGUGGGUCAGAAAGCUUCACGAAGUUGCAGAGCAGGCAGCAAGUGUGAAUAAGAAGUGAUCCGCCCCCACUUUGAAGUGAAAGGUCACAGUUACUGAAGCUGCCUGUUCGCUGGAGCUCGGCCACCAUCUUUGUUUGGGGCAACGACGAGCACGGCGCAUGCGGGGCGGCCAUGUUUGUUUGGGGCGACGGGGAGCAGAACGCCUGCGUGACAGCUACCUUGAGGGCAAGGGAGAGAGAGGAUUCUCCAAGCAAAAGAUUGAUGGAUGCAAAGUUCAGACCAAACCCUGGAUCAAUUAGGACCUGAAUCAGAUGGACAUCUGAAUAUGGAGGGAUUAAGGUUUGCCUCCUCUGUCAGCAAAGAUCUCAGGGCAUUGGAAAGGGACGAUUUUCAGACAGCAAGCUCAAGGCAAACACCAAGUCAGAGACAUUUAAUUCGUCAGGACCGGAAUGUCAUCGGAAUUUGAACAUGGAAGGUGAAAGCACUUGUAGCAGUGGGGAGAAACCGUACUCUUGUUCUGUGUGUGGACGAGUCUUCAACCAAUCAUCUGGCCUGUCGAGACACAAAGUUAGUCACAGCGAACAGAAACCGUGGAAAUGUGGGGACUGUGGGAAGGGGUUCAAUUACCCGUAUGAACUGGAGACUCAUCAGCGAGUUCACACUGGGGAGAGACCAUUCACGUGCAGCGAGUGUGGGAAGGGCUUCACUCAGUCCUCCAGCCUUCUGACGCACCAGCGGGUUCAUACGCACGAGAGACCUUUCAAGUGUCCAGACUGCGGGAAGUGCUUUAAAAGCUCCUGGGAGCUGAUGACCCAUCAGCGUGUCCACACUGAGGAGAGACCGUUCAGGUGCUCUCACUGUGGGGCUGGCUUCAAGUACUCGUCUCAACUCACUGUCCACGAGCGCAGCCACACGGGGGAGAGGCCGUUCACCUGCGCGGAGUGUGGGAAGGGAUUCACCCAGUCAUCGAUCCUGUUGAAGCACAAGCGAGUUCACACGGGGGAGAGGCCAUUCACCUGCACCGAGUGUGGGAAGCAGUUCGCUCAGUCUUCCAGCUUGCAGACACACCAGAGAGUUCACACCGGUGAAAGGCCAUUUGUUUGCCCCGACUGUGGGAAGCGAUUCACGACCUUGUACAACCUGCUGAUACAUCAGCGCAUUCACACCGGGGAGAGACCGUUCACCUGCUCAGAGUGUGGCAAGAGAUUUAUUAACUCGUCCCACCUGCUGAGGCAUCAGCGAGUUCACAAGUAACUUGAGAGAAUGGAUUUUGUCGCUCGUCACAUCGGGACUGAAUCAUGUUCGUUGGGGUUUGUUUCUGCCGCUGUUAAUAAAGGCCAGCGUCCAGUAAUAUGUGCCAACAUUCUGGAUGAAAGUCGAAAUGAUAA